AUAGUGAUGAAACAAAUCUAUCAGCUUUUAUAGUUGUAGAUUGUACUAUUCAUCCAGCUAAUGAUCUGCUUGCAAAAUGGCAUCUUAGUAGCAUUUUUAAUAAUAGAUUUGAAUUACCUGAAUUUGUGAAUAUAUUGACUAAUUUAGGUUAG
Messenger RNA from Funneliformis caledonium, 152 nucleotides. Lineage: Eukaryota; Fungi; Glomeromycota; Glomeromycetes; Glomerales; Glomeraceae. The record is from the annotation of a GenBank genome assembly.